This is a messenger RNA of Blepharisma stoltei, 1662 nucleotides long. NCBI's taxonomy places the organism in Eukaryota, Ciliophora, Heterotrichea, Heterotrichida, Blepharismidae. The record is from the annotation of a GenBank genome assembly.
AUGGAUGUCAAAGAUAAAACAUACUCAGCAUUGAUUUUAAUUCUUAUAUGUAUCUGAUCAGUUGUGCUUAUAUUUUCUAUUCCCAAACCUCAAAGUGACAUUCAGGCACCUUUAUUAAUAAAAACUAAUGCGAAAAUUGGAGAGAACUCCCUCACUUUUCCUCAUUCAGAGCCAGGGUCAUAUUGUGAUAGCUGGAAAAACACAAAAACAAAAACUGUCUGAACAGAUCGACCUUCCGCAUAUUCAUCGCUAAAGCUGAUAGACUUUGGCUGAAAUAUGCUAAAAUCAAAUAAAAAUGGCAAAGCAUUACAAUUUAUAAAUCCAAAUAAUCUCAACUAUGAUGAAACUGAAUGAAAAACAGUAAGCAAAGCUCAAUUCCAAGAAACUAACGAAGCGUUAUUUUUGAUUCCAAAAGAAGCAAAUGUUAUAUUCACAAGAAUGUAUUGAUAUGGCGAUUCUGAUAACAAUAACAUCCAAACUGCACGCUUAGGAAUAGAUUACGCUUGUCCAGGCCAAAUUUUUAAUCACAUUCCUGGAGCAAGUGCAUUCUGCAGAAAAGAUUAUUUACAGGAAUAUAUUCUUGAUUAUCAAAGAAGAUAUGCAAGUCUUGGGCUCUUUCAUUGUUUCACUGGGUCUUUAACCCCAAAAUCAUAUAUAAUGAAUGAACCAGAACACUGCAAAGCGUUUAUUGAUGAGCUUGAGAGGCAAACAGAUAAAUUCAACUCGAAAAAUAUGCCAAUAGAGUGAAUAUUGAAAAGCCCUUUACAGCACAAAGGAUAUGGAAUUCAAUUGAUUGACUUUGAAAAAGCUAAUUAUUAUAUAAACCUAUAUAGAGGAAAUUUAAGGAAAGAAAUCAACUGUUAUAAUGUUGCAGAAGAAGAUAAGCAUUUAAUUGCGCAAAAGUACAUAUCAAAUCCAGCACUUGUAAGGGUUAUUUAGAUUCAAGGAAGAAAAUUUGAUUUCCGAGUCUUUGCAAUCAUAAUUAAUUCUGACCCUCUAGUGGCUCUUUGGGCUCCUGAAAAUGGGCAUACUCGACUAUCAGAUCAAGAAUUCGACAAAUUGUCAUCUGAUUUUACAACACAUAUAACCGCCAAUGUAGCAGGAGCUAACCCAGACUCUCUUGAAUUCUUAAAAAGUUACAGAUUCAAUCUUCGUGAAAUCGCUUAUUAUUUUCGAGAUAUAUUAGGAGACCAUGAAGCUUGGCUUGAACGAGUUGCCUUCCCACAAAUUAAAAAAAAUCUAAUUCAUAUGUUUAGAUCGACCCAGCAAAACUUUUUGAUAAAAAGGAUUGGCCUGAUGGAAUUCUAUGGGGUUGAUUUCAUUAUGAAUGAUACUUUGGAAAAUAUCUAUUUAUUGGAAUCAAAUCGAAGACCCGAUGUGCAAGAAAAAAAUCCAAAUUUGCAGUAUAGAGAAGAUAUGCUUUUAGAAGAUUUUUCAACUGUCGCUGAAUAUUUUUUGAAAACUGGAGCAAACUCAAUCAAUACCAAUGAAAUAUUCAGAUCUCUAAAAGCUUUUAAGCCUUUAAUAGACGAAACCAAAAACGACCCAUAUUUCGGGGUGUUACCAAUUGAGUGUCGAAUUCCAUUCAAAGAUCUAAACACAAAUUUGCCAACUGACCCAAUGAUUGCACCUCUUAAGCAUUACGUAAACUCAAAAGAAUAA